AUGCCUUUCGGGUUGAAGAAUGCUGGAGCCACUUAUAAGAGGACCAUGACUACCCUGUUCCAAGACAUGAUUCACAAAGAGAUGAAAGUCUAUGUGGAUGAUAUCAUAAUUAAAUCCAAGAAGGUUGAGGACCAUUUGGUUGAUUUAAAGAAAUUGUUUGAAAGAUUGAGGAUGUAUAAUUUGAAGUUGAACCCCGCGAAAUGUGCUUUUGGAGCUCCGGCUGGUAAUUUAUUGGAUUUUAUUGUCAGCAAAAAGGGUAUAGAGAUAGAUCCUGCUAAAAUAAAAGCAAUUCGAGAUAUGCCCAUUCCAAAAAGUCAAAAAGAUGUGAAGAGUUUUCUUGGAAAGAUCAAUUUCAUUGGCCGAUUCAUUGCACAGUUAACUUCUACCUUUGAGCAUUUAUUCAAACUGUUGAAAAAGAAUGCGCCGAUGGAGUGGAAUGAAAAGUGUCAGCAAGCUUUUGAUAAGAUCAAAAAUUAUUUGUUAAAUCCUCCGGUCUUAGUGCCACCUCAGCCAGGGAGACCUUUGAUUAUGUAUUUGUCUGUUCUUGAUGAGGCUGUGGAACAGCAUGACGAGUCUAGGAGAAAGGAGCAAGUCAUCUACUAUCUGAGCAAGAAAUUUACAGCAUAUGAAGCCAACUAUUCUUUCCUUGAGAUAAGUUGUUGUACUUUAGCAUGGGCAGCUCAGAAGUUGAAACAUUAUUUGCUCGGUUAUACUACUUACUUGAUUUCCCAUUCUGAUCCUUUAAAAUACCUACUGGAAAAGUCGAUGCCCACGGGACGUAUGGCUAAGUGGCAAAUGAUCCUUUCCGAGUUCGACAUUGUCUUCACAACACAAAAGACAGUCAAGGGUCAAGUUAUAGCAGAUCAUUUGGCAGAAAAUCCAAGAGAUGAUGAUUACCAACCAUUGCAUACCUACUUUCCUGAUGAAGAAAUUCUGUUCGUUGGAGCAGUUGAAAAUAUGAGUACGCAGUAUCCUGGAUGGAGGUUAUUUUUUAACGGUGCGGCAAAUUCUUUUGGAACUGGAAUUGGAGCAAUUUUAGUGUCGCCUGAAGGGAAACAUUAUCCUGCUACCGCCAAAUUACAGUUUCCUUGUACCAACAACAUGGUUGAGUAUGAAGCUUGUAUUUUUGGAUUGAAAAUGGCAUUGGACAUGGAGAUCAAGGACCUGAUAGCAUUCAGUGAUUCUGAUUUACUUAUGCACCAGACGCUUAAGCAGAAUUUGGAACUCAGACUUAUUCCCCGCACUCGUAAUGCCUUUGCUGAUACUUUAGCUACACUGUUUUCGAUGAUCCAACAUCCCGAUGAACUGGUGAUUGAACCUAUACAGAUUCAACUUCAGAAUAGGCCAGCGCAUUGUCUGAUUACGGAAAGGGUCACUGGUGGUCGCUCAUGGUACAAUGAUAUUAAGGAAUUCAUGAAAACGGGAUACUACUCUCCUGAUACUGAUUCUGUUGCAAAAAGUUUCUUACACAGAAUGUCAGCAAUAUUUUUCUUGAAUGGAGAAGUACUAUACAAGAAAACAUCUGAUUUGGGCCUUCUGAGAUGCAUCAAUGAAGGGGAAGCAUAUUAUAUGAUGAAAGAAAUGCAUAGCGGGGUUUGUGGGCCACAUAUGAAUGGGCAUCUACUGGCUAAGAAGAUCAUGAGAACAGGAUAUUUUUGGCUUACCAUGGAGCAUGACUGUGUAGAUUUUGUUAGAAAGUGUGUUAAGUGUCAAAUGCAUGGUGAUGUUAUACGUGCUCCUCCUACAGAAUUGCAUAGUAUGACUGCUCCAUGGCCAUGUUCGAUCUGGGGAAUGGAUGUGAUCGGAACUAUUGAUCUUCCUGCUUCAAAUGGGCAUCGAUUCAUCUUAGUGGCGAUUGAAUAUUUCACCAAAUGGUUGAGGCAGUGUCCUAUAAGCAUGUGA
Molecule: messenger RNA, 1902 nt
Organism: Coffea arabica (coffee)
Lineage: Eukaryota; Viridiplantae; Streptophyta; Magnoliopsida; Gentianales; Rubiaceae
Source: RefSeq, a predicted model, not a curated record